Molecule: messenger RNA, 3578 nt
Organism: Episyrphus balteatus (marmalade hoverfly)
Lineage: Eukaryota; Metazoa; Arthropoda; Insecta; Diptera; Syrphidae
Product: zinc finger protein rotund
Exons: 7
Coding region: 379-2664 (761 amino acids)
Biological process (GO): regulation of transcription by RNA polymerase II
Molecular function (GO): RNA polymerase II cis-regulatory region sequence-specific DNA binding; DNA-binding transcription factor activity
Source: RefSeq, a predicted model, not a curated record
UUUGCGCGCAAUUUUUAAUUAGCCAUCGUCGCCGUUAAUGGAAAUUGAUUUGGGGCAGGUAGGAAGGUGUAUAUGCGAGCACCAUUUCCGCCCAAUGAAAGUGAAUUUGUGUGUGAAUGCAAAGCAUGCAACUGUGUAAUCUCUAUCAAAUGAUUAAAUGUUUUUGUCAGUGAUUUUUUAAUCCUGUUGAAGAAAAUAAUUUUUAAUUGAUUUUGUGAAUGAAUCCAUGAUUUUAGUGGUUUUUUCGUGGUCUUUUAGUCAAUUUUGUAAAGAGUGAUUUUUGUCAAUUUGUGUUUGAGCAUCAGAAGCAAAUUUGAAAGGAUUUAUUUUACAGCAAGACUCUAGUGGAGACGAGAGCAAAUGGCUCUUGUGUAGAGCAUGCAUUCAUGGUAUAAAGGACCUCAGUUUCAUCAGAAACAUUUUCGUCAUCCGUUAGCUGUUGCAGCUCCGCCACCGAUUAAGCUAGAAUCUGGAUACAAUGAGAAUUAUCUAGCUUUCGAGUGUGCUUCACCUUUUAAGAAACCUUCAAACUUUGGCUGGCCCACCGACAACAACAUCCUUGGUUCAUCUGCUCCAUCCCCAAGUGCUCUAGAAAAUCAGAUUAACUCAGCCUCCCAACAACAUCACAAUAACCAUCAUUCUGUUGUAGUAAUUGGCAAUAACAACAACAACAACAACAACAACAACAACAAUCAAGAACAAUCGCUCUCAUCAAAGACUCACCUUUCGUCAGCUGAAGAAGCAGCAGCAACCCAACCACCACCGCCACCACCACCACAGCCAGCGUCAUCACCUUCAUCUGCACCAUCACAACAACAACUCACAGGAAUUGGUUCGCCCAACAAUCGAAUAACACCCUCUAGCAACAGUAUGCCAAUUGGCGGGGUGCAAGGCCAAAAUCCAGCUCAGGGCCUUGUACAUUGGAUGAGUGCAGUGAUGGCUGAACAUAUGACAGGACAAACGCAUCACGAUCCAACCGCCACAGUCGGAAUGCACUACAUGUGGAAUGGCAAUGUUGACCAAUGCGGUCAACAUGCAAAAGAAAUCGACUACAAUGGUUGGCCAACCUCAAGAAAUCACAUGUCCAUGAAACAAGGAUAUGAGGCUAAAAUGAACGACCACCAUGGGAACCUGCAAAAAGGACAUAUUUUUGAUGACGGACGAUUAGAUCAUCAUACGGGCACUGCGCAAGGCAAUCAAAUGACAAUAUAUGGACCUGGCCCAGUUCGGACAGCUUCGUCAAAUAGCAAUUCACCAGGUGGAGGCGGUGGUGUUGGUGGUGGAGGCGGUGUGAGUGUGGGUGUUGGCAAUCAUGGGCAUCAUACUUCAGCUGCGUCCGCUUUAUUAGUCGUACCGCAACCGAUCAAUGCAACCAAAAUUAGUACGAGUCUUGGCCCGGGCGGAGGUGGUAGCGGGAGGAAGUACCAGUGCAAAAUGUGUCCACAGAUUUUCAGCUCUAAAGCGGACCUUCAACUGCACACGCAAAUACACAUGCGCGAGGCGAAGCCCUAUAAAUGCUCACAAUGUUCAAAGGCUUUUGCAAACUCGUCAUACCUCUCGCAACACACCCGAAUACAUUUGGGCAUCAAACCCUAUCGCUGCGAGAUAUGUCAACGUAAAUUUACUCAACUGUCCCACCUACAGCAACACAUCCGUACUCAUACGGGUGACAAACCGUACAAAUGUCGUCAUCCCGGAUGUCAAAAAGCUUUCUCACAGUUGUCCAACUUACAGUCGCACUCUCGAUGCCAUCAGACUGAUAAGCCCUUCAAAUGUAAUUCAUGCUACAAAUGUUUCACGGAUGAGCCGUCGCUAUUGGAACACAUUCCUAAGCACAAGGAAUCCAAGCACCUAAAGACACACAUAUGCCAGUACUGCGGCAAAAGCUACACCCAGGAAACAUAUCUGACCAAACAUAUGCAGAAGCAUGCUGAACGAACUGAUAAACGGCCGCCUAUUACUGGUGGACCAGGGUCGACAACAUCUGGCUCAAAUGUAACAACACCGGGUGCAGGAGGUAAUAGCGGUGGUGGUGGUGGUGGUGGCACAACUACAUCUCAUGGAGGCAAUAUUAAUAGAAAUAUUGGACUGAAUACGUCGUCUCUACCCCCAGUUGCAGUGGGAGAUCAUCCAUAUUGGCCCAAGGUGAGUCCAGAUUCGGCGGCUAAUAUCUCAGAUGUAAUGCAUCACCAUCAGCAUCAGCAUCUUCAACAACAAACACAACAGGGCCAGCCCUCGCAUUUGGAUCAGUUUCCACCGCUAAACACACAUCAGCCGUCCCAGACAAAUGGUCAUUCGGAUCUUCAAUCCCAUCAUAGGAUGAACGAAAAUGGUAGAGAAGAUAUUGUAUCAACUCCAUCUACCGUUGGACCAUAUGAUAGCACCAGUAUAACCAAAACAACGAGCAAUUCAGCAUUUACACCAAUCAAUUCUAUGACACCACAUCUGAACACAUUAAGCCAUCAUCCAAUGGCACAGCGACCUUACCUGUAUGAUGCAAUAAGUUUUCAAAAUAAAAACGUCAAUCAGAACAACGCCAACAGUUUCCCCAAUCAACUGAUAUCGUUGCAUCAAAUUCGUAACUAUGCACAUCAACCAGCUGGACUUAUGGCUGGCGAACAUUUAAUCGGAGUUAGUGUUGGAUCUGGCAAGGACAAAGGAUAGCUAUACUUCUAGGAGGAGGAGAACAAUGUGCAUGGGGAGUUUAUAGCAAAAUAGAUUUAUUUAAUUUUUGUUUCUUUUAAUUUUUUUUUUUUAAAUUAAUAAUUAUUUUGUUUUUCUUCUAUCUUUUACUACAAUUCAAUAGUGUUAAUAUUAUCAGCCAUAUAUUCUGCAAUCCGAUUCACAUGAAAGUCUAAAUUUAGAACCGUUUAAAUGGAUGGAGGUCAAAAAUAUAUAGAAAAUAGUUUAUAAAUUUCAAAAACACACAGAAAUAACUUUUUACCAUUGCCAGUUUAAUGUAAUUAACCAAGUUAAUCGGAAGAUUUACUUGAAUCGGUUAACGGAAUAAGGCUGUAGUAUCUUUUUGGUCACAGUUGUAAUGAGUCAAUUAUACAAAAAGGGAGAAUGAAUAUUAUACUUCUAAAAUUUUUGUAAAUUGAUCAUUGAUUUAUUAAAUUUUAAUAUUGUGUAUGUAUCUAUGUACUCAGAAACACCGUCCAUUAUUUCUUUUGCUAUAAUCCUAACCUUUAAAUGUAAAUACUUGAUUAUGCAUUUCGUUUAUUUGUUUUAAAUUUGUUUAAAUUUUUUGUUGAGAUAAUUUCUUUUAAAUGCCAGCUUUUUUAAGCUCAAAUCCCAAACAAUUUUUUUUUUUAACGCUGAUCAUUUUGGUUUUCUUAAAGCAAAAUUAUCUUUUGAGAAUAGGUUUCUGAAAACUAUUCACUUCUAAACUGAUAAACGCGAUUUGAAUUUGAUGAAACAUUCCCUCUUUAAUGAAUUGUAGGAUGGCCUUGUUUUGAACUUAUACAAUUAUUUCAAAGAACAUAGUGGAAUUGUAUCUUUUCAAAAGAAAAUUUUCCAAAAGUGGAGAUAAUCUAAUUAUCAAUUAUCAUAAAUUACAAAUGUUUAAUGGCUUACCU